Rhizoctonia solani is the source of this 630-nucleotide messenger RNA. RefSeq lists its product as uncharacterized. The transcript is spliced from 6 exons. The coding region runs from base 1 to 630 and encodes 209 amino acids. The record is from RefSeq and is a predicted model, not a curated record. Lineage: Eukaryota; Fungi; Basidiomycota; Agaricomycetes; Cantharellales; Ceratobasidiaceae.
AUGCGCACUCGCCAGCUCGUACUUACUCUCAUCCCACUCUUGAAUCUUUACGCAACUCGAACUUUUGCCUCUCAGAGCGUUCUAUCUGCGAUGUCCGGUACCAUUAUUACUAAUACUGAUGUCACCCGUCUCGCCAACGGAGUGGAAGUGCAAAACUCUGGUAUUCCAUUGGAGGGAAAACGCAAGCAAGUUGUAGAGGACGUUCUCAACUUGUUUAGCUCCAAGCCUAGUCAAGACAUUCUCCAUCGCACAUGGAGGCAAGAUGCUAUAUUUGAGGAUCCCCUGAGCAAAUGCUUUGGAUAUAAAGAGUUUGCGCCUCAGUGGUAUGGCUUGGAAAAAUUAUUCCCGACUUCCCGUACUUUGUCGUACAAAGUUAUUUCUUCGACCAACGACCCCCGCCGCAUCACAUAUGAACAACAACAAGAAUAUACCGUUCGGUUUAUUGGAACAAAAAAGCUCAUGAACUCCACCGUCGUUAUCGAUCUCGACGAAAACGAUCAGAUCGUGAAACUCGAGGACAAAUGGAACGGAAAUGAUCAGCCUACUCGCUUUGGUGCAUUAUGGUUGCGCCGCUUGAAUGCUAUGACUAUCCCUUGGUUGGUAUCGGUACCCAAAUCGAAGGAAAAUUGA